Molecule: messenger RNA, 9457 nt
Organism: Rhopilema esculentum
Lineage: Eukaryota; Metazoa; Cnidaria; Scyphozoa; Rhizostomeae; Rhizostomatidae
Source: RefSeq, a predicted model, not a curated record
AGUUAUCAGGGGGCAAUGACGUUUACAGUUAAAUUUUGUUUUGCAUUCCAGGUUUUUGUUGAUCUUUAUGGUGGACGGUCUUCAACAAAUAGCCCACAAUUACAGGAAUGGCUUAAUGCAACUCACAUCCGAAUGCGUUUUUCUGGACUCUUUAAAAAAUUUGACAUCUUUUCUAAAAACUGGCAUCAUUACGCUGUUCGAGAGAUCAAAGUCACUGGCUCCUGUUUCUGCAAUGGCCAUGCUUCGGGAUGCACCAUUAACUCAACAACUGGUGCAAGGUCCUGCCAAUGCCGCAAUAACGCUUGUGGCCCAUUAUGUGACAGGUGCUGUCCAGCCUUUAACCAGUAUCCAUGGAAACAGGGAACAGGGGCGCCUUUUGAAGUUGACACGAGAGCUGCCUGUAGACCAUGCAAUUGCCAUGGACAUGCCAGUUCCUGUGUUUACAACCAAACCGUCGCCAACUCAAGACUGAGUUUAAACUCGACUGGAUUUUACUCAGGUGGAGGUGUUUGUCAGAACUGCACGCGCAAUACAACUGGGAUAAACUGCGAAACUUGUAUACCGUUGUUUUUUCGAGCAGUUGGAAAGAGUCGCUCUGCUAUUGAUGUCUGUACAGAAUGCAAUUGCAGUGUUUUGGGGUCAAGACUUGUUCCUGGAGUUCAGUUUCUUGACUGCGUAAGGGAUGAAACUGUUAACAUCUCAGCAUUGACGGCAGGUGAUUGCUAUUGUAAGCAGAACGUUCAUGGCAAGAAAUGUGGUGUCUGCAGACCGGAGUUUUACAAUCUCACUCAAAACAAUCCACUCGGAUGCCAAGAUUGUCUUUGUCAUCUACCUGGAACUGUUAAUGGGAGUAACGUGUGCGACCCUGGGAGAACAGGGAACUGUCCUUGCAAGAACAACACUGAAGGCAGAGAUUGCAGCUCAUGCAAAAACGAAUACUUCAAUUUGACAGCCAACAACCUAAACGGAUGUCAAGAUUGUAGCUGCGACCCUGGCGGUAGAGCAUCUGCCAUAUGCAAUAAGACAUCUGGUCAAUGUUCCUGUAAGAGUACGAACUUCACAGGAAGGCAGUGUGACACGCCUGAAGGUGGCUUUUACUUUCCCAAUCUUCACUUUAUCCAAGCAUCAGUUUCAAGAGUCCAAUCCUCGAACAAUUUGAAAGGUGCGGUACAAAUACCAAGGUUCUCAAAUGGAUCUGGCGUGUUUCAGAUAAUCAUUAAAUACAGAAGCAGUGUAUCUGCAAGUACCUCGCGAGCAACACUGAAUAUGCCGAUCGGUGGGACAGCGUCCCAGUUUGGCUUGUUCAGCAUCCUCCCAACCUGCACUUCAACGUGCUAUGCACAUGUCAACCAAAAUUUCACCCUUGCACCAGCAACCUGGGAUAUAUUCCUUAACUUUGGCAGCUUGGCAAGUUCAGACAUCUCAAAAAUCGUUAUUGAAAGCGUCAUAAUUUUGCCAAACGAAUUCUACACUGCUGCCAUUUUGGGGACGGCUCGACACGUUUUCCGUAGCUCGUGUGACGUCAUACGGAAUAACAUGUCAAGGAACGGCACAUUGAAUCCGGUUUGCGUCAAAGGCGUUUUUUCAUUGACAAUGGGUCUGCUCAACGAGCCUAUAGAAAGAAAACAAGCUUGUGCGCUGCAAAUUCAACGGGAAUCAAUGAACGGUGUUCUGCGAAAAAAUAUACCGUACGGAUCCCAAGUAUUUUAUUGUCUCUUUCUCCAUUUUACAGCGUGCAACUGCUCGGGUGACAACAAAGUUUGCAACCAGACAACCGGUCAAUGUGUAUGUCCGCAAAAUACGGUCGGGAGAACUUGCAGUCAGUGUAGAAGCAACUACUGGGGAUGGAACUCGACCACUGGUUGCAAGGCCUGUGCCUGCAAUAGCACUGGAUCUUCAAACCUUCAAUGUGAUCUCAAUUUUGGAAACUGCACCUGCAAACCUGGAGUAGAUGGGCCUAAAUGCUCUAACUGCUCGGACACUUUCACUGGAUUCUCAAAUUCAGGCUGCAGACUGUGCAACUGCAGCAACAGCGGAAGUCAGAAUGCCGUCUGUAACAAAGUAUCAGGACAAUGUGAUUGCAAGGCAAACGUUAUGAUCACCCGGACAUGUGAUCGAUGUGAUUCCCAAUCAUUCUACCUAUCAUCCAAUCAUUCUUAUGGAUGUUUACGAUGUGUGUGUAUGGGUAUCACUUCCAAUUGCAGCAGCUCUCGAAAUUUCGUAUUUCAGGAGCCUCUUGUGGUAUAUGGCUGGCGGAUGAGCAACGCAACAACUCAACUUGCUGCCUCUCAUUCUAACAGCACGAUUGGCAAUGGAGGGCAAAGUAUUCCAGCUAUGCAAUCUACAAUAACACGUCACAACGAGCCAGUCUAUUGGAUGGCUCCUAACAGCUUUGUUCGAAACAGCUUGGUUCAAUCAUAUGGAGGGUAUUUAGAAUUCACACUGACGUACUCAAAUGCAGCUGGUGCUGCGAGGGCGCCUACCCAGAAUGCUAUUCUCAAGAGAGGUGUUGUGGCCAUCUAUCAAAAUAUUUCUGAUACUUCACCAAGCCUCAUCAAUGUAAGAAGAGUCAGAAUGCAUGAGGACUCCUGGCGAUAUUCAAACGGAUCAACUCUCACCCGAUCUGCAUUUGUUCGCCUCCUUGCUAAGCCAACUGUAUUGUUGAUCAGUGCUUCAUCGUAUGCAGAUAGCAGCAAUUCUUACACUUCAAGAAUUGGUGGCCUAUCAAUAUCGACAACUCGAUCCAUUAUAACGUCACUUGGGAGAGCAUUACAAGUAGAACAGUGUCAGUGCGGAACUGGAUAUUCGGGCUCAUCUUGUGAGCGCUGUGCACCGGGUUAUAAGCGAUCCGGUGUCGCUUCACAUGCGUAUCUCGGAACAUGCAGGCCAUGUGAAUGCAACGGCCAUUCAACACAGUGUGAUCCGGACACGGGCAGAUGUCUGAACUGUCAACACAACACAACUGGGGAUUUCUGUCAGCUUUGCUUACCCGGUUUCUAUGGCAAUGCGACUAAUGGCACGAGUUCAGACUGCCGAAGAUGCCCCUGCGAUGCACCUAAAACAACAACCCAACUUUGUAAUCUUGAUGUCAAUGGAACUGUUCAGUGCUUAAACUGCUCGCAAGGAUACAAGGGGAAAACAUGUCAAAGCUGUUCAAAUGGUUAUUAUGGCCAACCCUCGGUUCCUGGAGGUACCUGUCGAACAUGCCAAUGUACUAAUAAUUCCGAUAUUUGCAAUACAACUACGGGUGUUUGUCUGAAUUGCCAAUUCAAUACAUCCGGAAAUCAUUGUGAGAGAUGCAGUGAUGGUUGGUAUGGCAACGCUGUUCUUCGCACGUGUCAAGCAUGUAGCUGCAACAUAACUGGAUCGAAUUCAAGUGUUUGCAACCAUACAAACGGCCAAUGUCCGUGCAAAGCCAAUGUCAUCGGGGACAAAUGCACUGCUUGUCAGAAUAACAGUUAUGGAUUCGACAGCAGUGGAUGCAAGCAAUGCGGUUGCAAUGCCUUUGGGUCGGUAAACCUGCAGUGCAACGACUCAGGAAUUUGUGAAUGCAAGAACCAAACAGUUGGAUCAAAAUGCGACCAGUGCAUGCUGGGAAAUUUCGGAUUGCCGUUGCAGCAAUGUGAAGCCUGCAACUGCAAUACAACAGGAAGCAGAAAUGAAUCUUGCUCCACGUCUAUUGGUCAAUGCUUCUGCAGAAACGGUGUUAGUGGGCGGCAGUGCGCAACUUGCCAGAAACAGCACAUAAAUUUCACCAGUACGGGAUGCAGUGCAUGUCCCCAGUGCUCUAUGUUGCUUCAGAGAAAGAUCGAUGUGCAAGUUGCUAAUGUGCUAAAUACAAAUGUCAAUUUGAGAACAGUGCAGCUGCUGUCAACUUUGACUCCGGCACUUCUGGCUGCAGAGCAAAGACUCAAUGCGACCCAGGUUUCCAAAGCACAAUUCGACAACCGAAUGACUGUACUCCAAGCUGGAAUUAACAGAAUCAAAUCUGAUUCUCUCUCAAGAUCUGUAAACAACCUUGUAACUAGAGCUAAUCAGUUAGCAACAUCGGGCGCCAACCUUACAAGUGAAUCGUCUGCAGAGCUAAGAAGAUACCAGCAAAUCAGAAACAGCAGCGAGCAAGCAGCGACCUAUGUUAUUUCUGUUAAUUCAUCAGUUCGAACGAUUGUUUCUGGACUGCAGCAGAUACAAGCAAAUGCAGAAGUCUUACUUUCCAAUGUCCAGGGCCUCAGUUUCAACUUCACGCAUCAGAACGAGUUGCUUUUAGCGCAGAGAAACGCUUCGCAGGCGCAAGCUCUCCUUACACGGAUGCAGACAUCGCACAGCAACGCAAGUUUGCAAGAAGUGCUGGUCCUGGCUGUGAAUUCCAAUGUAUCCGUUCUGGUCUCAAGACAAGCUAAUCAAAGUCGCAAUCUAACAGACCUGCAGAACCAGGUUGCUGCGCAGGAGAUACGGCUUCAGCAUUUGAGUCAGAUUAUAUCAUCAGUUCAAAAUACAAUUCGAUCAACUAACGCAACUAAAGGAAACAUCAGUAUAGACUUUGAAGCAAUACAGAAUUACACGUCAAGAAUCAGUGGGGUUUUAUCUCAAGCUCGGGAUGUUCUUCAGAGCGCCAGUGAAACAUUGAACAACGCAAGUGGUCUUUCUGUGUCUCUAAGCACUUUGACUGGCCUUGUCAAUGAAUUGCAACGAAACUUAAGCGCCACUAGGGUGACCGUCAACCAAGCAACUGAACACUCAACAAUGCUCACGAGAGAGGCGAACAAUCUUACGAGUGCAUUCCUUGGAGCAAGAAGUCACGGAGCAAAUGCAGUCAACGCCGUUAGAAGAUACGAGGAAAUAACAAGGUUGAUAAACGACUCGAUGAAAUUGUCGGCUCAGGCAAACAGAUCCGUUCAAGAAGUUCUCAACUAUUUGAGGCAGCCUGGCAGUCAAAACUUGACGAAGAGAUCAACAGCAUCACUCCAGCGCAGUCAGGCAUUGCAUACAGUCUCACUCACCCAACAGAAGGCUAUUUCAGACGUUCGUGGAAACUUGAGCCAAGCAAACGUUACAUAUCAAGCAGUAAGACUCACCGGCAGCUCGGUUUCUUACCGGUUCAAUUUGUUCUUGUCGCUGUUCAACCGAUUGUCAGUUACCGCUGAAUACGGGAAUCGACCGCAUAGCUUAGAAAGAUCAAUAACUCAAGCCAAUCAGCUGACAAACAAUAUCACACAGUCUAGCUUAACUACGAUCGCAGAAUCAGCAGGUCUUCAAGCAAAUCUGUCGUCUAUGACGUCAGUUGUAAGAGAGUUGAAUGGCACUGUGGCAAACGUAACUCAAAAAAUGGCACUUGCAUCAAGUGUUGUUGCUAACAUAACAAGGAAGCUGAACAGUCCAGUGAAUGCCCCAAUUAAUGACGUCAACAACAUCACGCGUCUGAUGCAGCAAUUCAAUUCAACGAGACCAAAUCUUGAGAGUCGACUUUCAAGCAUACAGUCGAAGUUAGAUGCUUUAAAGCAGAGACUUGCUCGGGCUCAAGCUGCCAUCAAGCUUAAUGGGAGCAAUUCUGUGGUUUACAAGCCACCGUCAAAUGCCUUAUCUCGCAGCGUAUACAGUGAGGUGCAAAUGGAUUUCAGAACGACACAGAGAAAUGCCCUUCUUCUGCAUCUUGGUAACACAUCAGCCUUGUCAACGAUGGAUAGGAUGUCAUUGAAGAUUGUUGAUACCAAGGUCGUGUUCGAGUAUUCUAUUAACGGAUUAUUGCGACGGUUGACAAACUGGGAGGUUGGUGUUUCAGAUGGCCUUUGGAGAAGAGUCCUAGCAACUCGACAAGGAGACUUCAGCCGUUUAACAGUGAGUGUACUAAGCGGCAAUUACUCGCGAACGUACAGCUCGUACACUGGAAGUGACUCCACAACCAUGACAUAUUCUACAGAUUCUAUGAUAUAUCUAGGAGCUCUGCCACCACCAGACAUGGUAAAUGUCACUGCAGCUGGCUUCAAUGGCUGCAUUAACAAUGUGCAAGUAAACAGGGCUCAGGUCUCACUUUGGAACGCAACAUCUAGAACAUUCAGGCCUGGAUUUUGCAAUGCGACAAGUGGAACGUCGUCAUCAACAGGGUCCGUACUACCUGGCGCUAGUUUUGCGGGCAAUGGAUUUCUCCAACUUGGCAUGGGAAAUUUCAGUAUCAGAAACUCAUCGAAAGUUCAGUUCGAUUUUCGAACGUUGCAUGCUAAUGGGACGCUGUUUGCUGUCACAGGAGCUGGAAAUACCAUCUUGUAUGAAAUUCGUCUCGUGAACGGAAACUUGGAAACUUUUUGGAGCGGCGCACGGGCAAAUGCUAGGCCAUCAACCACUGGCUCGUAUGCGGAUGGUAACUUCUACAGAGUGACAGUGGAAAGAACGCAGACAUAUUUUAGUGUUUUAGUUGUCUCUGUGGCAACAGGGACUGGACCGCCGAUCUCAAUGACGAAUGGUAGUCAACCGCUUUUAGAGGAAGGCACAGUGAUUUACUUUGGCGGAGUUAACGUCUCUGUGAGUGGAUCAACGGCUUAUCCCUUCGCUGGCUGCAUAAUGAACGUUCGUCUAAGCAAUAACAACAGGAUUGACGUCACAGAUUCCAUACAGUUAAACGACCCCAAACUCCUUCGCUAUUCUAAAGGCGUCAACUUCAAUGGAUGCCUUCCACAGAUUCAAAAUGGCGUCCGUUUCCUUGGCAAUGGCUAUGCGUCAGCUUCGACUCCUUCGCAGCGGUUAUCAUCCCUUAGCAUUGUCUGUAAAACAACAGAGCCGGAUGGUGUUAUAUUUUAUUCAGAUUAUCGGGGUGCAAAAUUUUAUAUCGCUCUGUAUCAUGGAAACAUUUUCUUGGAUUACAAAAAUGCCUCGAGAAAUGCCAGAAACUUUUUGUAUACGAGAUCACAGACGCUGAACAGAGGACAGUAUUUUACGAUUGAUGUUAUCUUUACUGGAAAUACUUUGAUGGCGCUGGCUGUUGACGGCAUAAGACAAGAGAUACAGCUUGCAAGCGGUCUGGCACCGAGUGUUGAGUUGAAUGGGAGAAUGUACAUUGGUGGCAUACCCACGGCAUUAUCAAAUGGACUUUCUGAGUUCCCUGUGACGCAAGGCUUUAAAGGCGACUUCAGUCUGGUUCGAAUAAACGGUGUGGACUACCUGAGACAACUGAUCACCGUCAGCGAGUUUGUUUCGCUAGCUGGAGUCCCAGUUACGCAAACAGUCGGGCCUACACCUUUACCAACAACACCACCACCAACAACGUCGCCUCCUUCGUGUGCUGCUGCCAGUGGCCCUCCCCAGUUCGAUGGCAAUGUUAACUUGGCGGGAAUUGGCGCAAAUACGUUGCUGGCACUUAGGCCGCCUCCUGCUGAGGAGAGCACCGUUCUGUCCUAUUUCAGUGUGAACUACUUGGUUACAAUAGAGUUCAGAGCAUUCAGUCCGUUUGGUGUGAUAUUCUUUGUGACCAACAAUAACAGUGCAAGCGUGAGGCAAUUUAUUUCGUUGGAGCUUGUGAAUGGUAGCCUCGUGUACAAGUUCAACUCAGGAGGUGGUUUGGUUCAUGUGCAAACGACAGGAAAUUACGCUUUGGGUCAAUGGACAAAGGUUUUUCUUCUGCGUCUUGGUCAGUUUGGUGCCAUAUUGGUUUCUCCUUCGCAAGAGUAUCGCAACAAUCGCCAUGAAAACGGACUCAAUAGAAUGCAACUUGCUUAUCCAUUUUAUAUUGGGAAGUUCCCCGCAGGGGUGCCUACAUCAAUGCUAACGAACCCGGCUGGUAGAAAUUCGUUUCUUGGAUGCAUACGACUAGUCCAAGUUGAAAGCGCAUCAGCGAGAAAGCUACUUAAUCUACAGACGAAUCGAGACCCAGUCUCCAGGAACGUGGGAAGAUGCUACCAGACAGUUGUGCCGAUGCUAAGGUUUACGGGCACUGGUUACGUAAUUGCAGAACGCCGUCUGCAGACAACAUCAUCAUUCUCGGUGUCCGUACGGUUCCGGACAUCGCAGAGGUAUGGAAUUUUAUGGCAUCAAACCAGCACCUUUGGCACUGCAUCCCUUAUGUUGCAACAGCGGUCUGGUCAAUUGUUCCUUAUCCACGUCACAAGCACGGGAUCCAGAAGCCAACUGACAUGGACAGAUGCGAACAUCCCCUCGAACCGAGCAGCUAAUAUGUCGUAUUACCUGUGUAACAAUCAGCCACACACAGUCACCGUGGCAAGGUCUUCGUCAAACUACACAAUCACUGUCGAUUCAAACCCUCCGGUUUCUGGCAGCAUCGGCAAUACAAAUAUUGAUGGUCCGUUGUACGUUGGAGGAUCUUCAACGGCUGGACAGCAAGGCCUAUCGGGCUGCUUACAUAGCCUCGUUCUAAAUCGGCGGAUCAACGAUUUAGCAAUGGCUGCCGCAUCAUCUGACGCAAGGUCAGUCGGCGUUGGAUGCAGUGCGACGUAACGUCAUUGUGGAGGAAAACACAACCAUGUAUCAAGUUUUUAGAUGGGACUAUAAAUAAACUGGUUUAUUGUAAAGGCUAUUUGUUUAUAAUAAACAAUAUUGCCCAUUAAUGUCCCAAAGGGAGGGGCACUGAAUACCCUGGUGUAAAGAGACCUGCUGCAAGAGAUUUAUUAUUUUGUGACCCAGCAACACAAAAUUUGAAAGAUUUCACUUCCCAUUAAAACCCCUAUAUCAAAUACCUCCUAUAAUGCUCAACUGUCUUCUCUUUGAAGUCACAUGCUUAGCAAUUCCUAUCUAUUCACGAAUUAUGGACCUGACCACAUUUUUAUAUACAAGGAAUGAUGAUGUCAUUUAGAGGCGAAAUGUGGUUUUUAACAUCAUCAGUUUUUCUCCCAGGAGCAAGUGAUACUUGUGGUUUAUGUGGCUUGUAUCAAUUUCUUCCAAUUCAUUUCUUGACAUAAGACAGCCCUUUUUCUCUUGCCUGCACAGAAUGGCAUAUUUACUUCAGGGCCCACGCUACCUAUCCUUAACGGGGGGCAGCAAUAAGAAAAAUUUACCCAGUUACCUCCCCCCCAGGCCCCAAGCUCCCGUUUUGGCAAAGCGUUUUCUGUCACUGUUCCACUUGUGGAUUCUGGUUCAAUGAAUUUGUUGUAAUCUACAAGUUUAUUCUGAUGAAAAUUUGGCUAAAUCAUGUUUUAACAAGGUACCAGGGGGCUUAAUUGAAAACAUGCAUCAAGAUUCCCAAGAACGUGAUCAGAUCGUGAUCACGUUCUUGAUCAGAUCACAGAUCGUGAGUAGUUAAGAAUCUCUAACUGCUUAAACUAAAGCAAAAACCCCUAGUUAAAAAUCUUCAUAUUUCAACUUUUCAAAGACUUUGCUAUCAGGAAGAAUUCUAAUCCUCUUCUACUAUGUCUCCGUGUAGUUUUAUAAAUAUGAGUUGUAAACCAUCUCCAAAGUGAUUUAGUUUUUUAGUUAAAUGUGUAGAUUUUAUACUGAUUUUAUACCACUGGAAAGA